Messenger RNA from Hypoxylon trugodes, 1239 nucleotides. RefSeq lists its product as uncharacterized. The transcript is spliced from 2 exons. Lineage: Eukaryota; Fungi; Ascomycota; Sordariomycetes; Xylariales; Hypoxylaceae. The record is from RefSeq and is a predicted model, not a curated record. Bases 612 to 1121 code for a protein of 169 amino acids.
ACAAAGAAUACGAGAUGAGAGUAAGAGUUGUACUACAUAAAGUUUCUAACAUCUGCUAGUUUGUUGAAUUAUGAGGAUGGUUUGAACCACUUUAAAAAGCCACGAGAUUAUAAUUAAGGAUAGUUACAGAGGCUACAGAGGCAGUUUGUCCCCCCUAACCCCUGCAGGUCCGACCUACCGGUUACGCGCAGGAAGCCGCCGGGUGUCUUUUUGUGGAAAGAAUACAUCACCUCUAGCAAAUCAUUCUCUCCAUUGCGUGAGGAUCUGCAACACACAGCUUAGUCGUCCCCUUGUACAUUUAUCAUCUUAAUUUGCACAGAAGGAACAUACCGAUCUGAUAGAAGUACUCCUUGGCAGGGGAAAGACCAUCCCAAGGCGAGGGAAUUCGAUUUAAAAUAGGUAUUAUGAUCCACCUGCACUGACGAAAGCAAGCAACUGUUCCAUCAACACAUACCUAUGCAGCCGUAGCCCUAGGUGGAUUAAUUUACUGAGCUUUCUUAAAAGCAAUUUCUCUCGUUUUUCUUGUCUCUCGUUAAGCUUCUCGAUCCAUUCAACCUUUCGACCCCGAAGACUUCAUAUUAUAUCCUAAGGAUAACCUUCGUUUGCCUAUCAUGUAUGCCAUUACGUUACUGGGCCUGUUGGUUACAACAGGAAUCUCAACCCCCCUGAAAUAUGCCGUCCCUUCGAGCCUGAAAGCUACUGCGUCAAACUGCAUCUACCCGGCCAAUUUCACAGUCUCUAGUUUCACUAUCUACACAGACCGGGUCGACAGUAGCAAAAACACGACUUCAUUCUCUUUUGCUGAUGCGGACACCGGCAUCAACGCUUUCUGUACGCAAAACUCAACGUCGAAGGCUACAGGCGCAAAUUCCAAUCAAUAUCCCUGCGACGAUCCGAACGUUACAUUCAUCUAUCAGACAACUGGAGUUGCCGGUUUGACUUUGGUUGAGUUGGCAUGUCCUGGAACUGUUCCUCAAUACGAAGCAUCUGGUCUUGUAACACCAGACUUGGCCUGCACAAAUUCGACUACGGCUUCAACCUGCGCAGCUAAACAAUCAACUAUUACGGGAGAUUUUGACAGUCUUGAGCCCGUACCUCACCCCCCUCCAUCAUCUCGUUAAUUGCUAGUACCAAGCGAUGGAACGGAAUGGAAUGAAAGUCGCUAUCAGUGAAGGCUUCUAAUAUCAAUCGACUAUGACCUAUUUGCACUCAAAUUGAGAUAUAAUCAUGGGCAGAAAU